Molecule: messenger RNA, 390 nt
Organism: Penicillium macrosclerotiorum
Lineage: Eukaryota; Fungi; Ascomycota; Eurotiomycetes; Eurotiales; Aspergillaceae
Exons: 1
Coding region: 1-390 (129 amino acids)
Source: RefSeq, a predicted model, not a curated record
AUGGAAGGCAGCGAUGCACUGACGAACUCGGAGCAGAAUUGUCGCGGUAUGGGAGGAAACUGGCUCAAGACAUGGGAGUCUGAAAAGGAUGGAUGGAACUGGAUCCAGUCUUCCUUAGGACCCAAGCUGCUGGAGGAGAUUGGCAUCACCGCAAGAGUCUUGUCCUUUGGGUACGACUCCAACAUCUUCGCUACCAUGUCCGUUAGCGAUAUCCAGCAGGUGGCGGAGGUACUCAUCGAGGGGAUAUACAACGCGCUUCGGAAGAUGGACAACAUGUUUCCCGCAGUGAUGCUCAUAGCUCACAGUUUAGGGGGUCUUGUUGUAAAGAAGGUGAGUCUUGGGCAGCGCGACUCUGAGAAGCCAUCUUCUGAUUCUUAUCCAUCAUCUUAA